Camponotus floridanus (Florida carpenter ant) is the source of this 3532-nucleotide messenger RNA. Its product is annotated as tolloid-like protein 1. Bases 500 to 3232 code for a protein of 910 amino acids. The record is from RefSeq and is a predicted model, not a curated record. Gene Ontology annotation, molecular function: protein binding. The transcript has 17 exons. Gene Ontology annotation, cellular component: plasma membrane. Lineage: Eukaryota; Metazoa; Arthropoda; Insecta; Hymenoptera; Formicidae.
AAACUAAUUCUUGCGUAUGUGUACACGUCUAUAGUAACAGGACCUGCGUGUGAUUUUUUGAAUUUAUAGAGCUCAAUUCUUUGCACCCUAAUUCCCCAGAACGCUAAAUUAAUGCUUUAUACGUCAUAAUUAGUAUACGCGCAGCAAUUAAUGACGUGCGCAAUAAUCUUUCUCGAAAAUAAUCCCGGCGCAUCGUUGUCGCGGUCGCCACCCGACGCGUCGUCGCAAUAUCGUCUUAUUCGAUAUGCAGAGCCGCAUUCACCACCGUGUGAUAGCCACUGAAUUACUACGUCCUGCGCACGUUCCGUCAUUCCUCGCUCUCUUGUAACCAGUAGGCGUGUCGAGGAUUGUAACAGUCGCGCGACUCGCGUGUAGGGUGUAAAUAGUGCUCGUAAGGGUGGAAGCCUUGGAAGAGACGUCUUGCGACAAGAUGAUCUUCUGGAUCAGACUUCUUCGCUUUUCCUAUGCCCGAGACAGAUACUAACGAUAUGGGUACAAUAUGGCUUCAGCACUUUGGCAUGUCUCUGGGAAUAACUUUCUUUCGUCAGUCUUCGUGUCACUCUUACUGUUUUAUCCACACAACUCCAAAGCCCGCGAGGUAAUUGACGCACCACUGCCACAACAAGACUAUGUUGCAUCACUACCACCUCCACCGGGAGGUGCUACCACUGCCAGAGUACCAAAGUGCGAUCAGAAGUUUGUAAGCACUCCUGAUGGACCGCUAAAUGGAACCUUUUACGCACCAACGCUCAUCAAUCCUGAAGGAGAUCCACGACAGUGUGUUUAUACGUUCCUCGCAGGACCGCAUCAACGUGUUGAAUUGAUUUUCACCUCGUUCGGCCUCCGAGGAAAACCACCAGAUGGAUCUGCUGUGGGAGAAUUACCCGCCUGUAUUCAUGAGUAUAUGGACAUAUACUCCGAGAUACGAUCGGAAAACACGACUAAGCUGAUAGAAACGCCAUUUGGUGGACGGUUUUGCGGACCAAUUCCACCUCGCAGACGGGUCUCUCUUUAUCAGGGAAUUGCUCUUAGUUUCUUUUCUGAUAAGAAUAUCACUCUACCGAACGUUUUCAGCGGUAUUUACAGAUUUAUUAAUGCUUCUGAGUAUAAAGUGGGCACGCCAGCACCAAAUACACCAUGCUCUUUCACGAUACACGCAGAAGCUAAACGUAGCGGAAAUAUAUUAUCUCCUACUUAUCCUGGCACUUAUCCGAAAAAUCUUACUUGUAAUUAUCAAUUUAUCGGGAAGAAAGGACAACGUGUGCGGUUGGAAUUUCGCGACUUCGAUUUAUUUUUUGGCGGGCUACAUUGCCCAUUGGAUUACGUAAAGGUAUAUGAUGGUCUUGACAAUUCUACUGCCGUUAUUGGCACGUAUUGCGGUCAGCAGCGAAAUUUAGUAUUGUACUCCUCAGAGAAUAGUUUGUUCGUGCUGUUUGUCACGUUGAAGCGCACAGCUAAUACUCAGAACCGAGGUUUUAAGGGUAUUUUUGAGUUCUCGGAGAGUUUUGUUAGCCUGGAUUUCAUAACGGAAUAUCACGGCGAGCAUAUCCGUGGAUCGGAGUGCGAUCAGAAAAUCCUCAGCAAGAAGGAGACAUCGGGAUUUGUAGUUAGUCCAAAUUUUCCAUAUCCUUAUAUACCUAAGGUUGUUUGCCGUUAUUUUAUCUAUGGGAUGCAGGAUUCGCAGCACUUGGAGCGCGUACGAUUGGAAUUUUUAAAAUUUAUGAUACAGAUGGCCAAAGGAGAAGCGGCAUGCACCGAUGGUUACCUGAAAUUAUACCUGAAAGGCCAAGAAGCGACAGAUUCUUACGACAAAUUCGAUUACGAGAUGUGCGGUAACAAGAGCAAUCCGAAUCACGUGGUUAGUGAUGGCCCGAGACUUGUGAUGGUGUUUAGUAGCGGAGAAUUGCAAGCGACAGGUUUCAAAGCCAAGUACACCUUCGAAACGGAAUAUAAGAUACCGGGCACUGCGGCGCCCGAUGGCAGUUGUACUUUCACUUAUUACAGUUCGUCUCGCAAACGUGGAGAAUUUAAUUCUCCACGAUAUCCUAGUAAUUAUCCAAGCAAUACGAAUUGUACAUACUUUUUCAUGGCAACGCCAAACGAGCAGAUUACUUUGAUUUUUGACGCCUUUAAGGUUCGUACGAAAAACGUCAACGUAACAGUCGGACAUUACGGACAUGAAUUAUGUCAGGAAGAUUGGCUUGAAAUUUAUAAUAUGUAUCGGGACGAAACGGAGAAAUUGAUAGGAAGAUAUUGCGGUGCAACUGCGCCGGGUCCGGUAGACUCGAAUCUCGGUGCUCUUGGCUUGAAAGUGAUUUUGCAUUCUGACUCCGAGCUUGUUUACAGCGGCUUCAAAGCGCGUUAUACUUUCGAAGUCGCUAAACCUAUUUUCGGAGAUUGUGGAUCAAAUAUUAGUAGCUUACAUUAUGGUAUAAUAACCAGUCCGAAUUUCCCUAAUAAAUACGAUGGGCCAGCAAGAAACUUAGCAAGCAAAACUUGCAAUUGGUUCAUAAAAGUUCAACCGAAUCACCAGAUACUUCUGAACUUCGAGAUCUUCUCUGUGGAAGGUGAUCAGAUAGCACGAGGUUGUCCCGCAGCCGUAUUACGUAUGUGGUAUUCAUUAAUGUCCACUCCACACGAGCUAUGUGGCGUUAGAACUAGUGACACAAAAUGGCAUUUUCUUUCGGAAGAUAAUAAUAUGCGGCUUAGUUUUAUAUCAGCUGAUAAAGCGGUAGGACAACAAGGCUUUCGGGCAGUAUGGACUGAAGUGAGCACGAAUAUAGACUGUCAAAAUCAAGAAUUUCAAUGCAGCAAAAAUAAAUAUUGCAUCGCUGAAUCGUUACGAUGCAAUAACUUUGAUAAUUGCGGGCCGGAUGAUGCGUCGGAUGAAGAGAAUUGCAUUGCGGCAAUACCAGCAGACAAUUACACGAAACCGAUAGCCUAUGCUGUUGGCAGCAUCCUAGUCAUCCUGAUGUUCUGUUUAGUCUGCCACCGGAAGCUACGACGACGAUCGCGUGGUGUGCCAAUCGAUGAACUGCCGCCGCAAUGUGUAAUCGAUGCCAUUGAUCGCCAUUGCUAUCAUCACCAUGAUCUGUUACACGCAGAUCAUGCGUUAACACACGACUUUAAUCAGUAUCAGUUGGAAGAAUCAAGUCCGUUGAACGAAAGUGAUGAGAUGGAGGAGCCUGAACAAGAUUGCCACCAAGAAACCAGCAGCCCAGAUAGUAUGUAACAUCGAUUACUGCAUCCUUCGCACUGUCUAUCACGUGUAAUCUUUAUUGUUAUUACACGUUAUAAGAAUUGUUAAAGAAACUGUGGUGAAAACAAAUCAAUGUGAUGUUUAUCGUUAUAUACACAACGUCAUUAUAAUAAUAUUGCAUUGUAAAUUUUUUACGUAUGCGAUAUUUGUGUAUACGUAUACAAAUAUUCAUAAGCGAUGACGCAGACACAGUGAAUAUGCGAUUUUUAAAUUAAAUUAUUGGGAAUGAUUUUUUUUUUAAACUUCUUACAUCGAAAUAUCAAACGCAUGUCA